AUGAGUACAGCGGGUAUAUCUGACGAGGCGUCGGCAUCUGCUUUCACUACUGCGGGCUACUGCCCACAGCUCAUCAAAGGGAUAGACUCUGUGCUUAUUAUUGGUUCCGGUGGUCUUUCGAUUGGCCAGGCAGGUGAAUUCGAUUACUCGGGAUCGCAGGCCAUUAAGGCGCUAAAAGAAACUGGGAAAAGGACUAUUUUGAUCAACCCUAAUAUCGCUACUAACCAAACGUCAUACUCGCUAGCUGAUGAGGUGUAUUUUUUGCCUGUAACUCCUGAAUUCAUCACGCAUGUCAUUAAGCGCGAGAGACCGGAUGGCAUCUUAUUGACCUUCGGUGGGCAGACUGGGUUAAACUGUGGUGUUGCGCUACAAAGGGCGGGGACGCUUGAGAAAUACGGUGUGACGGUUCUCGGAACGCCGAUCAGUGUGCUGGAGACAACAGAGGAUCGUGAGCUCUUUGCGCGUGCGCUGAAGGAGAUAAAUAUGCCAAUUGCAGAAUCAGUCGCAUGUUCAACAGUGGAAGACGCGGUUGCGGCUGCCAACGAUAUCGGCUACCCGGUGAUUGUCCGGUCGGCCUAUGCACUUGGAGGGCUGGGCUCUGGAUUCGCAGAUGAUGACCUGCAGUUGCGGCAGCUGUGCGCGCAGUCACUGGCACUUUCUCCGCAGGUGCUGGUCGAAAAGUCGCUAAAGGGCUGGAAGGAGAUCGAGUACGAAGUGGUCCGUGAUCGCGUAGGUAACUGCAUAACCGUGUGCAACAUGGAGAACUUUGAUCCGCUCGGGAUACAUACAGGUGAUUCAAUUGUGCUUGCUCCGUCGCAGACCCUUUCUGAUGAAGAGUUCCACAUGCUAAGAACCGCAGCGAUUGAGAUUAUCAGGCACCUCGGAGUAGUUGGGGAAUGCAAUGUGCAGUACGCCUUGCAGCCGGAUGGGCUAGCUUUUAAGGUGAUCGAAGUCAAUGCCAGACUAUCUCGUUCUUCUGCAUUGGCGUCCAAGGCAACAGGAUACCCCCUUGCCUAUACUGCCGCUAAGAUUGCUCUUGGGUAUACAUUACCAGAGUUGCCUAAUCCUGUUACCAAGUCGACGGUCGCCAACUUUGAACCCUCACUGGACUACAUUGUGGCCAAGGUUCCAAGAUGGGAUCUCUCCAAAUUUCAACACGUGGAUAAGACUAUUGGGUCUGCCAUGAAGUCCGUAGGUGAAGUGAUGGCGAUCGGCCGGAAUUUUGAGGAAGCUUUCCAAAAGGCUUUCCGUCAGGUUGAUCCAUCUCUACUAGGUUUCCAGGGCUCUGACGAAUUCGCAGACCUAGAUGAAGCCUUGCAAUUUCCUACAGAUAGAAGGUGGUUGGCUGUGGGAGAAGCGCUAAUGAACAGAGGUUACUCUGUGGAACGUGUACACGAGCUUACGAAAAUUGAUAGAUUUUUCCUGCACAAGUGUAUGAAUAUUGUCCGAAUGCAGAAGCAAUUAGAGACCCUAGGAUCAAUAAAUCGGCUAGACGAGGUUCUGUUGCGGAAGGCUAAAAAGCUCGGCUUCUGUGACAAGCAGAUUGCACGGGCUAUUUCAGAUGACCUCUCUGAAUUGGAUAUUAGAGCGCUCAGAAAAAGCUUUGGCAUUUUGCCAUUUGUUAAACGUAUCGACACCAUGGCGGCAGAAGUUCCUGCGGUAACCAACUACUUGUAUGUUACCUAUAAUGCGGUCAAAGAUGAUGUAACCUUCGGAGAUAACGGGAUCAUGGUUUUGGGCUCUGGGGUGUACCGGAUAGGCUCUUCGGUUGAAUUUGACUGGUGUGCGGUCAAUACUGUACAGGCUUUAAGGAAGGAAGGACAUAAAACUAUCAUGAUUAAUUACAAUCCAGAAACAGUUUCUACUGACUUUGACGAGGUGGACCGUUUAUAUUUUGAAGAAUUGUCCUUUGAGCGCGUAAUGGAUAUCUACGAGGCGGAGUGUGCAAGUGGCUGCGUAAUUUCAAUGGGCGGGCAGCAACCACAGAAUAUAGCGUCACAACUGUAUGAACAGGGGGCAAAUAUCUUAGGGACUUCACCUGAGGAUAUCGAUAAGGCAGAGGACAGGCAUAAGUUUUCAACUAUACUCGAUACGCUGGGACUGGAUCAGCCGCGGUGGUCUGAACUAAAGUCACUUUCAGAGGUGAAGCAUUUUCUUGACGAUGUUGGUUACCCAGUAUUGGUCCGUCCGUCCUAUGUUCUAUCAGGUGCGGCUAUGAGUACAGUAUAUAACUCCGAAGACCUUGAGGGAGUGUUCGAGAGCGCGGUUGCAGUUUCCCCGGAACAUCCGGUGGUUAUCUCAAAAUUCAUAGAAGGUGCUCAGGAAUUAGACAUAGAUGCAGUUGCUUAUAAGGGUAGUCUACUGGUCCAUGCUAUUUCAGAGCAUGUCGAAAAUGCAGGUGUCCACUCCGGGGAUGCAACGCUGGUCUUGCCUCCGCAAUCGCUAAAAGAGGAGGAAAAGACACGGCUGAAACAGCUGGCAGCUCAGGUUGCCGCCGCUUGGAAUAUCACCGGGCCUUUUAACAUGCAAAUCAUCAAGACUGCAGAGGGCGGACACACUUGUUUGAAAAUCAUAGAGUGCAACAUUAGGGCCUCUCGGUCGUUUCCGUUCGUGUCGAAAGUUCUGGGUGUGAAUUUCGUGGAGAUCGCAGUCAAGGCAUUCCUGGGCGGAGAUCUGGUCCCGCCGUCCUGCGAUCUCAUGGCGCGCAGCUAUAAUUACGUCGCAACAAAGUGUCCGCAAUUCUCUUUCACCAGGCUGCCGGGUGCGGAUCCAUUCCUGGGGGUAGAAAUGGCCUCCGUCGGCGAAGUCGCUGCGUUCGGUUCCAAUGCCCUUGAGAGCUACUGGGUCGCACUACAGGGCCUCAUGAGUUUCUGUGUGCCUCUGCCUCCGAGCGGUAUCCUACUCGGCGGUGAUCUAAGCAAGGAACACCUAGGAAGAGUGGCCGCCCUAUUGGCGCCACAUGGCUUUACGCUCCUGGCCUUGUCGGAAGCCACCUGCGAAUACCUAUCCCGCUAUCUCCCCGCAGAAUCUUCCGUGACGGUGCUUCAGAUGCCGGAAACCGGUAGAGAGGUCCGAGCCCUUUUCGAACAGCACAACGUACAGUGCGUAGUUAACCUUGCAGCUAGGCGAGCAUCUUCGCCUAUUGAUCCUGACUACCGCAUUCGUAGAAGUGCAAUAGACUUCGCCGUUCCUCUGUUUAAUGAACCACAGACUACUAUGCUCUUCGCGCGUGCACUAAGCGCCUAUCUGCCAGCAGAAUUGGAAAUGCGGCAAUCUGAUGGGCCAGAAACUCCUUCAUAUGUGCUGCCCUGGCGUGAGUAUCUAGGUUUUAAGCCUACAUAA
This is a messenger RNA of Eremothecium gossypii ATCC 10895, 3342 nucleotides long. RefSeq names its product carbamoyl-phosphate synthase (glutamine-hydrolyzing) CPA2 (gene CPA2). The transcript has a single exon. The record is from RefSeq and is marked provisional. Gene Ontology annotation, molecular function: metal ion binding; ATP binding; dihydroorotase activity. Gene Ontology annotation, cellular component: cytoplasm; cytosol. The coding region runs from base 1 to 3342 and encodes 1113 amino acids. Lineage: Eukaryota; Fungi; Ascomycota; Saccharomycetes; Saccharomycetales; Saccharomycetaceae. Gene Ontology annotation, biological process: L-citrulline biosynthetic process; 'de novo' pyrimidine nucleobase biosynthetic process; UTP biosynthetic process.